Neoarthrinium moseri is the source of this 423-nucleotide messenger RNA. RefSeq lists its product as uncharacterized. The transcript has 5 exons. Bases 1 to 423 code for a protein of 140 amino acids. The record is from RefSeq and is a predicted model, not a curated record. NCBI's taxonomy places the organism in Eukaryota, Fungi, Ascomycota, Sordariomycetes, Amphisphaeriales, Apiosporaceae.
AUGGCAAACGACCACUCGAUCUUCGUCUUUGAUAGAGACUGGUGCUCCAACACUGCGCUGGUGAUACAGUGCCAGAUUCUCGUGGAGAAGAGACUUCAGGAGGGCCAUUCUAUAAUAGAGCAACUUCGUGCAGCCGAAGGGCUUCGUGAUGGUCUUAACCGUGAGACCAUCGCGUGGUACUGGGCUAAGUGCUUGGUAAUCACCAUCCAAACUGAACGGGAUACCAUGCAAUUUGAGGGAGCACACUUCUGGACAGGAGUGGCGACCAACUUUAGAACUCCAGUAGACAAGGCAGCCGGUGGAACCCAGCCCCAAGCAAUCAUUGCAACGUACACCUUGACCACUCACUCUGACAUAACGGCAAGAACUCAGGAGACUUGCAGCCCCGUACAAAUGGCAGUAGAGCGUGCACCACAAGAGUAA